Messenger RNA from Scophthalmus maximus (turbot), 3753 nucleotides. It is a transcript of the gene atad1a, whose product is annotated as ATPase family AAA domain containing 1a. The transcript has 10 exons. Gene Ontology annotation, cellular component: mitochondrial outer membrane. The record is from RefSeq and is a predicted model, not a curated record. Bases 175 to 1326 code for a protein of 383 amino acids. Lineage: Eukaryota; Metazoa; Chordata; Actinopteri; Pleuronectiformes; Scophthalmidae. Gene Ontology annotation, molecular function: ATP binding; ATP hydrolysis activity.
UGUGAAACCAUCCUGGCUGGGUGAGACAAAUUCCGGAACGACGGCGUUUGUUCCUACCUAUGGUUCCUACCCGAGUGACAAAACGGGGUGCACCUUCACCGCUAAUGUUUUUGUCUUCGCUACAUCGCUGUCGCUCCUCGUAGUUUCCGAUGGUCUGACACAAAGGGAGCAGAGAUGCUGUUUAAGGACCUCCCCAGAGAGGCCCUGCUGCGGCCGCUGUCCCGGAACGAGGUGGUGGGCAUGUUGGUGAGGCUGACCAUCUUCGGUGCGGCCACAUACUACAGCAUCAAGUGGGUUGUGGAUGCCAUGGAUCCUACUUGCAAACAGAAGAGCCAAGCCAAGAAAAGGGCAGAACAGCUGAUGAAGAGAAUCGGCGUGGAGGGGGUCAAACUAACGGAGCAUGAGAUGAACAUUGCAUCUCACCUAGUCGAUCCACAAUCGAUGAAGGUGUCCUGGAGAGAUAUAGCUGGUCUGGAUGAGGUUAUCAAUGAAAUGCAAGACACUGUCAUCCUUCCCUUUCAGAAGAGACACCUUCUGACUGGAUCCAAACUCUUUCAGCCUCCUAAAGGUGUUUUAUUAUUUGGUCCUCCGGGAUGUGGGAAGACCAUGAUCGCCAAGGCAACAGCCAAAGCCUCUGGGUGCAAGUUUAUCAACCUUCAGGCUUCCACGCUGACAGACAUGUGGUACGGCGAGUCACAGAAGCUGACUGCUGCUGUCUUCUCAUUGGCUGUCAAAAUCCAUCCCUGUAUCAUCUUCAUCGAUGAGAUCGACUCAUUUCUCAGGAAUCGUUCCAGCCUCGACCAUGAGGCCACAGCCAUGAUGAAGGCCCAGUUCAUGAGUCUGUGGGACGGUCUGGACACUUCCUCAACCACCCAGGUGAUGGUGAUGGGCGCCACAAACAGGCCACAGGAUGUGGAUCCAGCCAUUCUGCGCAGGAUGCCGGCCUCUUUUCACGUUGGCCUCCCAAACACAAGACAAAGGCAGGACAUCCUGAGGCUGAUUUUAGCAGGAGAAACUUUGAGCAACGCCAUUAAUCUGAGGGAGAUCGCCGAGAGGACGGACGGCUACUCCGGCAGCGACCUGCGGGAGCUGUGCCGCGACGCUGCCAUGUACCGGGUGCGGGACUACGUCCGCAAGGAGCAGAUGAGGCAGAUCGCUCAGCAGCUACAGGACUGCGAGGAGGAGGAGGAGGAAAAACCUGUGGCUGAGGAAAGGUUGCGGCCAGUCACCCAGCUCGACCUCCUCUUCGGCCUGGACAAGAUGAAGGAGUCAAAGCGGGCCACAGCCUCCAUGUUACCCAGCGUGUCGGACGUUCCUCUGGACUAAACACCGACACCGACGCCGCUGGCAGGGAAACGUUUUCUUCUCACUUUUGUCCAGAGUGUGUUCCAGCUCACCGAGCAGCAGAGACUCCUCGACCACGUCUGAGGUACAAGCUGGGGCAAACCCGACAGACAGACAUUGUUCUUACACUUUAUUGAUCCAGUCAGGGAUUGCUCUGAGCAUGUUCGUUUUCAGCACGAGUCAUCAGUGUAAACCUUUGUCGUUUGCUACUUCAUUUCAAAAUUAACUUGAAUAUUCACCUCUCUCUUUCUUUCUUGAGCACAAACAUGUUUGAAUGAAAAAGACUUGAAUCACUUUAAAGCGACAUUAUCGAAGCACUUGGAACGAAACGGUUCAGCUGAUCCCGCUGAUCCCAAGACUCGUUACACUGUAUUUUCUGCAGUUUUAUGCAAAUUACUCCUUAAAGCAUUGUAACAAUAUUACUGACGAAUAAGAAGGCAUUCAGCAACAACAACAUUUCCGUUUUUUGGAAUGUUGAAAAUAUCCAAUCCAAGUUUUAAAUCAUUAUGAAUGUAUUAGUCUUGUAGUUAGAAUAUCCCCAAAAAAAAAAACACCACCUCUGUUUCUCUGCUGUUCUGCUUCUUAAAGCAAACAUGCCCAGAUUAAAAGUGAUGGUGGAUGUGCUGAUAUUGUUUAAACCUUUUUUUUUAAAAAGGCAGACAAAAAUGCAUUGUAAUUACAUAGUUUGUUACAUUUGUUUAUGUGCAUUUCAAAUUUGUAAAGUAAGUGGAGAUGCAAUUAGCCAUUGCAAGGUUGUAUCUGCACCCUCGAGGAGCACAGAUUCAAAAUGUUUCUUUUGACAUUGUACUAACUUUCAUGUAAUUUCAUGUUUAAACAUUGUCUGUCGUCACGAGGUCAAGACGCUGUUGUCAGGUCACAAUACAUGCGUAACGAAGAAGAGGAAGAUUAGAGCUGAGUCGGGCAGCUAAGAGUGAAAUAUAAAAAACGUUGGCAUUCGCAUAAACACCACGACAUAGUUCCACUGGGAAUUUGUGAGACUGUAGUGGAUGUGCAAUGAGGCAGGACUGUUUCAGUUUUAGUCGAGUCAAUCACAACAUAACAAACGAUAGUGUAGACAACAAAACAAACGUGCAUGUGUCUAGUGGGGAACAUUGUCACCACUUUUAAUAGAAACCACAGAUCUACUGAUUCGUGCAGGGGGACACAAUAAAACACUCCUGCAUCUUCUUACUGUACCUCAGUGAUCUUUAUGCUACUUCUAAAUGUCUGUAAAAAUAUAUAUACUUAACUGUUCUGUCACCUGUUGCAGGUGCAUCAUGUGUGUUGUGGUGUGUGAGUGUGUGUAGAAGUGGGAGCAAGUGGGUGUUUUAGUGCAGUUUAAUGCUGCUCUGUUAAACCAAGUCUUCUCAGCUUAAAGACAAGCUGAGACGUCUUCCUCUUGAAAUGAUCUUCAUCUUAAAGGUGACAUAUUUUGCUCAUAUAUUCAGGUUGAUACUUUUAACCGCUUGAACCCUAACCACUACCACUUGAAAAGGCAUCAGUGUUCCCAUCCUGCCCAUUCCUGCGGCUCCUCUUUUCACCCUCUGUCUAAAACACCUGGAUUUAUUUUAGCUCCGCUUACCAAUAAACCCUCAGUCUGCUCUGAUUGGCCAGCUGGCCCAGUCUGUUGUGAUUGGUCAAUGGAUUUCAAAACGUGUAGGAAAUGUCACGCCCCAUGUUGAUGAUGCUGUUGUGACAAGCUUUUUUCUGCCCCUGUAUAAAAAGCCUCAUUGUUUCCAAUAAGGUCACAGCGUGUGUUCACGGGUCUCCCACAGACCUUUUCUCACACGCAGUCAGAGAAAGCCUAUAAUUCAACCAUGACCACAUGGGGGCACUGGAGCCUCACUGUCCCGUCACUGAGGCGGCUGUUACAGGCCGGAACACGGCACCGCUUCCAUUUAGAGCUGUUUUAUAGCAUUACGGCGAGACAAUGAAAUCGAGAGCCCCACAAGCUGGAUUGUUUCUCCCUUAUUGGUUCAUUCGAUGAUAUUUAGAAAUCUGUUGCUCUUCGUUAAGAGUACCUGGUGACAGUUAAAGGUCAAAAUGCCAUGUUGCCAUGUAAACCAGUGAUUGUGUCACUGCGGCCUGCAGGUCUUCCUUACCUUUCCUGGGGGGUAAACACUUUCCCUCUGUGCAAUAUCACCUUACGGGUUGUUCAUCGGUUACUUUGCUGAGAUUUACCUCUACGUCUACAAGUCUCCAUGUGCAGUUACUGUAAAUUAUACUGUGCUUUGUGUAAAAUAUGAAAUGUUAUAACCCUGAGCUGUAAUUAUUAUAAUUACACUGAGACAUGUCAACCAGCAAAAUGUUACCUUUGUAAUUUCUGCAUGGAUUUUUCGCGAGUUGUGUUUUUCCUGUCCUCGUUCAUCUGUAUUCAAUGUAAUAAAUCUCAGUCUUUCCAAAGAUAAA